Brassica napus (rape) is the source of this 1429-nucleotide messenger RNA. RefSeq names its product putative cyclin-D6-1. NCBI's taxonomy places the organism in Eukaryota, Viridiplantae, Streptophyta, Magnoliopsida, Brassicales, Brassicaceae. Gene Ontology annotation, biological process: regulation of cyclin-dependent protein serine/threonine kinase activity; mitotic cell cycle phase transition. The transcript is spliced from 6 exons. Bases 161 to 1069 code for a protein of 302 amino acids. Gene Ontology annotation, molecular function: cyclin-dependent protein serine/threonine kinase regulator activity. Gene Ontology annotation, cellular component: cyclin-dependent protein kinase holoenzyme complex; cytoplasm; nucleus. The record is from RefSeq and is a predicted model, not a curated record.
GUAAGAAAAGAAGAGUAAUAGCAGUAUCCCUCAAAAGACCAAAACACCAUCUCUCUCACAAUAAAGUCAGCUUCUCUCUUUUAAUGUCUCCCUCCUCUCUAUCUCUCUCUUCUUCUUGAGCAGAGACUCUCACUAGUCACUACUCUCUCUCAGUCAAUCAAUGGAGUUUCAUCUCGAACACCCUCUCUCACAUUCUCCUUCUAUCCACAACAACAAAAACGAAACAAAUUUCAACGAUGAUACUUUACCACCACACUCUCUCUUCCUCGUCGAACCACAACACAUGCCUUCUCCUCAUUACUUCCACACCCUCAAAUCCUCGGCUUCUCUCCUAUCUAAUCGAAACCACGCCAUUUCUUCAAUCAUUAAGUAUUCAAGAAAACUCGACGACCCUUCUCUGACGUAUCUUGCGGUGAAUUAUCUAGACAGGUUCUUGUCCAGUGAAGAUAUGAUGCCGCAAUCAAAGCCUUGGAUUCUCAAGCUUAUCUCUCUUUCUUGUGUCUCUUUGUCUGCUAAAAUGAGAAAGCCAGAUAUAUCUGUCUGUGAUCUUCCGGUGGAAGGUGAGAUGUUUGAUGCUCAGAUGAUAGAGAGAAUGGAGAAUGUGAUCUUAGGAGCUCUUAAAUGGCGAAUGCGCUCUGUUACUCCUUUCUCCUUUCUCUCCUUCUUCCUUAGCCUUCUCUUCGAGCUCGAAGAAGAUCAUUCAGUACUUAAACAUUCACUCAAAGCUCAAGCUACUGAUCUCACUUUCAAUCUUCAACAUGAUAUCAAGUUCCUAGAGUUUAAACCAUCAGUGGUUGCAGCAGCUGCACUUCUCUUUGCUUCUUCUGAGCUUUGUCCUCAACAGUUUCCAUGUUUCAGUAACAGAAUAUGCCAAUGCACAUAUGUAAAUAAGGAUGAGUUAAUGGAGUGUUACAAGGCAAUGCAAGAGAGAGAUGUAGUUGAAGACAACGAAGGAAGCAAUGACACAGCAAUAAAUGUACUUGACCAGCAAUUCUCUAGCUGUGAAGAAAGUGCAAUCACAGCUUCGUCACCUAAGAGGAGGAAAACUAUUACUACUAGUCGAUGUUAAGCUGAAAAGGUGGUUUAAUGGUCAGACAUAAUCUCCAGCCAAUGCAAUCACUUCAAAACCACUUAUGAUCGUCCCCUUUUGAAAGAGACACUUUGCUCUUGCUUCUUUCUUCAUCUCUGCUUCAAAAUAAGCCAUUACUCUCUUCAUGGAAGAUGAGAGAGUGAUGAAUGAUCAAAACACCAUAUCUCAUUGCUCCUUCCUUUGGACCACAUCAUAAAGCUCAAAAAAUGAAGAAAAAAAAAAUCAAUCAAUGUGUGUUAUUUUUAUCUAUCAUCAUGUUCUGUAUUUACAGUUUUGGUUUCUGCAGUUAAGUUGUUUCACUUGAAGUGGAAUAAUCAAUAAAUAUGUGUUCUUACGUAA